Messenger RNA from Cucurbita pepo subsp. pepo (vegetable marrow), 2485 nucleotides. Lineage: Eukaryota; Viridiplantae; Streptophyta; Magnoliopsida; Cucurbitales; Cucurbitaceae. The record is from RefSeq and is a predicted model, not a curated record.
AGAAGAAGAAGAAAGCAUUUGAGUUUCAGAGCUGUAAAGAAAAGAAAAGAAAAGAAAAGAUCUCACCCUCCAUCUCCAUUUUCAACAACCUUUCUGCUUGGUUCGUAUGAUUAUUGCUUGUGGGUUCUUGCUAGAUGAAGGCCAUGCCCUUUCCUUACCCUUUUGAUGACCUUCGUUCAAAUGGGGUUUUGAAUUUUUCCUCUGUUUCCGAUUCUUCGCCGCCUCCCUUCCGCCGUCACAACCACCGUCAAUACUGGAGUUCUACUGAUAACACUAAUCUGCUCAAACAGAUUUGCUAUGUGGGUGCUGCUGAACCCACCUCUGUUCUCGACACUAGAAGAAGCCCAAGCCCUCCCACUUCCACUUCCACACUGUCUUCCUCUCUCGGCGGCGGCUGCGGCGGUGGUGGUACUGCCUCCACCGACACUACCGUGGCGGCGCCGCAGUCUUCUCUCCCUGAAAACCCUUCUCCUUUAGAUAAAUGUGGCGGCGGAGGCGGCCUUGGAAUGGAUGAUUGGGAGAGCGUUUUGCCGGAAUCCCCUGGGCAAGGACCUUCCAUUCUUGGGUUAAUUAUGGGCGAUGUGGAAGACCCAUCUCUUGGAUUGAAUAAACUCCUGCAGAGCGGCGGUGGGGGUGGCGGUGUUGGUGGUGGUGGUGGUGGUGGUGAUUCUCAUCUGGACUUGGAAUUCUCCGGGAGUUUUUCCGGUGUCGAUCAUGGGUUGGUGUUCGAACCCAAUACUCUCGCCGGUGAGUCCAUUGUCGACCCUUCUCUCCAAGCCCCAUCUUAUGCUAGACUUUCCGCCGCCGUGUCGAACUCGAACGCCAUGUUUUCCGGCGUGUUUCAGAAUCAAAAUCAGCUGUCGGAAACCGUUGACGAGAAGCCACAGAUUUUCAAUUCUCCCCAAGUUAUGAUGAAUCAAAAUCAAACCCAGUUCACUCAUAAUCCACCUCUGUUUAUGCCUCUUCCUUUUGCCUCUCCCGGCCAAGAUCACCACCAGAACCACCACCACUUCCUCGGCGGUGUCCCGCCGACAAAAUGGUUCAAUUCCGGUCCGAUUCCACCAAAUUAUCCUGUGAAAUCACCAUUUCUUGAUUCGGGUCAAGAAAAUAUCAAUCGCAGACAGCAACAACAACAACAGCCCCAACAAGUUCAGUUGUUUCCUCAUCAACAGCAGAGGCCAUCCAUGGCGGCCUUGGCCAAACAAAAAAUGGUGAAUGAAGACAUAGCGAAUCAACAACUCCAACAGGGCAUCUCCGACCAGCUAUUCAAGGCCGUAGAGCUGAUCGAAACAGGCAAUUCAGUUCUCGCGCAAGGGAUAUUGGCGCGGCUCAAUCACCAGCUCUCUUCCCCUAUUGGGAAGCCCUUUCAAAGGGCUGCUUUCUACUUCAAGGAGGCCUUGCAAUCGCUCCUUCAAAACCCAUCAAACCCCUCCAAUCCUUCCCCUCUCAGCAUCAUUUUCAAAAUCGCCGCCUACAAAUCCUUCUCCGAAGUCUCCCCUGUUCUCCAAUUUGCCAAUUUCACCUCAAACCAAGCCCUCCUUGAGGCCUUUAACGGCUCCGGUCGGAUUCACAUCAUCGACUUCGACAUCGGCUACGGCGGUCAAUGGGCUUCUCUAAUGCAGGAGCUUGCCUUAAGAGGACCCCCAUUUCUCAAAAUCACUGCCUUUGCUUCCACUUCCACACACGACGAUUUCGAGCUCGGUUUCACUCAAGAAAACCUCAAGAAUUUCGCUAACGAUCUCAACAUUGGGUUCGAGCUCGAAAUCAUAAACAUCGAGUCUCUCAAUUCUGGUUCAUGGCCUCUUGCUCUUUAUGUCUCUGAAAACGAAGCCAUUGCAGUGAAUCUCCCCGUUGGUUCCCUUUCAUUGCCAAUGAUCCUCCGUUUCAUAAAGCAUCUUAACCCGAAAAUCGUAGUGUCUGUCGACCGAGGCUGCAGCCGGGUCGAUGCGCCAUUCCCCCACCGUGUUAUCCACGGUCUGCACUCAUACUCAGCGCUGCUCGAAUCCAUGGAAGCUGUAACAGUAAAUAUGGAUGCCCAGCUGAAAAUUGAAAGGUACUUGGUGCAGCCAUGUAUCGAAAAAGUGGUGACGAGUUCUCAAUGUUCGAACGAGAGGCUGCCACCAUUGAAAUCAAUGUUUUUGUCAUCCGGGUUUUCGCCAUUGACAUUCAGUAACUUCACGGAGUCGCAGGCGGAGUGUCUGCUACAGAGGACGCCAGUUCAGGGGUUCCAUAUCGACAAGAGACACUCCUCGCUUGUUCUAUGCUGGCACCGGAAGGAGCUCGUUUCAAUCUCUGCUUGGAGGUCUUGAUUUUUCAUUUUUAUGCCAUUUUACUUUGUCUAAUCAAGAUCAAUAUCAUUAUCAAAUUUAUAAUUGUGGGUUUUUUUUCUUUUUUUUCUUUGGGUUUAUCCAUUUUCUUAUGCUAAUUGUCUAUGAAAACUGAUCGUUCUUAAUCCAACUUCAAUCUCUUUUGGGGUUUUUCCUUU